Exserohilum turcica Et28A is the source of this 324-nucleotide messenger RNA. RefSeq lists its product as uncharacterized. The coding region runs from base 1 to 324 and encodes 107 amino acids. The transcript has 3 exons. The record is from RefSeq and is a predicted model, not a curated record. Gene Ontology annotation, biological process: base-excision repair; double-strand break repair via homologous recombination; mismatch repair. NCBI's taxonomy places the organism in Eukaryota, Fungi, Ascomycota, Dothideomycetes, Pleosporales, Pleosporaceae. Gene Ontology annotation, cellular component: nucleus; DNA replication factor A complex; site of double-strand break. Gene Ontology annotation, molecular function: single-stranded DNA binding; damaged DNA binding.
AUGGACCACCCCCAGACACCGCGCAUCCUUGCCCCGCACCUGUCCAACUUCCAGCACCGGAUCGUGCGCAUGCUAGGGAAGGUAGUGCAAUUGCGUGGCGAGACGGCGGUGAUUGAUGCCGGAGGCCAAGUCGACGUUAUUCUCAACAGGGACUCCCAUCUUGCUGUUGGCCAUGCAGUUGAAAUUAUCGGAAAGGUAGACCAGAAUUUGCAUGUCAAGGUACAAGCAGUCACGGAUUUCGGCACGAAUAUUGACUUCAACGCGGCUAAUGCCGUUGUGGAUGCUACACACCGAUACAAAGAGAUUUUCUACGACGACAAAUAA